AGUGUCAUCACUUGGCCUUUUAACUACACCAUUGUUGCUAUAUUUUAUAUAGUGCUGUGCAAGGGACUAAUAUGGAGAUUUUACCCCUUUGAGAAGCUCAUUUUGUUUUUUUGAAAUACGAAAACCUUGCAUAUUGUUAUUUCUUGUGCAAAUUGUUAUUUUGAGAUAUAUCAGGAAAAAUUACAUUUAUUUAAGAACGAGCAGCACGUCAGGGCCAGUCAUCGAGUGAACUUAAACAAAGACGAAUCGAAUGUAAACAAAGGUGCGCCAGUCCCAUAUCUACCGUUGGCGGAUGUAUAGUGUGAAUUGCAAGACACUGUUAUCAUGAAGACGACAUUUACUACUGUUGACCUGCUGGCCAUUGUGGCUGAGCUACAGGAAAGGGUCAUUGGAAUGAGAGUUGUGCAGGUUUAUGAUGUAGACUCCAAAACAUAUUUGAUAAAACUCCAGAAGCCCGAUCAGAAGUGUAUGUUGUUAGUUGAAUCAGGAGCUCGUUUACACACCACUGAAUAUGAAUGGCCCAAGAGCCCAGCACCCUCUGGCUUCUCUAUGAAGUUAAGAAAACAUCUACGCAAUAAACGUAUUGAGGCUGUGCAGCAGCUUGGUGUUGAUCGUAUUGUUGAUUUGACAUUUGGAUCUGGGGAGGCACAACACCAUGUUAUAUUGGAACUUUAUGACCGUGGUAAUAUUGUACUCACCGACCACUCAUACACCAUUCUUAAUAUUCUUCGUCCACGGAAGGAAGGGGAAGAUGUUAGAUUUGCUGUGCAUGAGACAUAUCCAGCAGACCGACCACGACUGCCUAAAUCUCCACUCUCCACAGAAGACUUGAAGAAUGCAUUAUCUUCUGCUAAAGAAAAUACUCCUUUAAAAAAGAUACUAAAUCCCUUGUUAGACUGUGGUGGAGGAGUACUUGAUCAUGAACUGCUGGAAGCAGGCUUCCGCACAGGUGCAAAGUUAGGUCAGGAUCUGAAAAUUAAUGAUGACCUUACACAGCUGCAUAAAGCUGCAACCAGAGCACAGGCUGUUGUCACAGAAUGGGCCAAAAGACCAUUCCAAGAGGGCUACAUUAUCAAGAAAAUUGAGCAGAGGAAAAAAGGAGAUGGUACUAUGGAGGAAGUUCCUAUUUACCAAGAGUUUAUGCCAUUUCUCUUUGCCCAGUAUGCACAGUCUCCUAAUGAACGAUUCCCAACCUUCAAUGAAGCUUGUGAUGAAUAUUUCUCAAAGAUGGAGGCUGGUAAAAUAGACCAAAAAGCUGUGCAGAAGGAGAAGGAGGCACUUAAGAAGCUAGAAAAUGUUAAACGUGAUCAUGAACGGCGUCUGCAGGACCUCAGCUGUACCCAAAAGACAAAUGAACUUCAUGGCCAUAUGAUAGAACUUAACAAAGAUUUGGUGGAUAAAGCAAUCCUGGUGGUCCGAAGUGCUGUUGCCAAUCAGAUUGACUGGAAACAAAUUAAAGAACUGCUAGCAGAAGCUCAAGCUCGAGGAGAUACCGUGGCUCUAGCUAUCAAACAACUCAAACUGGAGAGCAAUUCUAUCAUUCUGUCACUUAGCAACCCAUAUGACUGUGAAGAAGAUGACAUCUUGUUGGACUCUGAUGAAGAACGUGAAGAAGGCAAUGAUUCCACAAAGAUGCGGCCCAUGACAGUGGAUAUAGACCUAGAUCUCUCUGCAAUGGCCAAUGCUCGUAGGUAUUUCGAUCAGAAGCGUCAAGCAGCAAGGAAGGAACAGAAAACAAUUGAUGCCUCAGCUAAGGUACUUCAGAUAACCACCAAGAAAACUAAUGAAACACUCAGAGAAGUGGCAGCCAUCUCUAACAUCAAUAAGGCGAGAAAGGUCCAUUGGUUCGAGAAAUUUCUUUGGUUUAUUUCCUCUGAAAAUUAUCUAGUAAUUGGGGGUCGAGAUAGCCAAAUGAAUGAAUUGCUCGUGAAACGUCACCUGCAUCAUCAAGAUGUUUAUGUUCAUGCAGAAAUGCAUGGUGCUCCUAGUGUAAUUAUCAAGAACCCAACUGGCAAAGAACCACCACCCAAGACUCUGCAUGAAGCUGGCAUUAUGGCUCUUUGCUAUAGUCGUGCUUGGGAUGAAAAAGUUGUGACUUCGGCAUGGUGGGUAUGGGGUAACCAAGUAAGCAAGACAGCACCCUCAGGAGAAUACCUCACUACGGGUGCCUUCAUGAUCCGUGGCAAAAAGAACUUCCUGCCACCUUCGCACCUAAUCUAUGGUUUUGGGUUCCUCUUCAGACUGGAGGAAGAGUCCAUUGCUAGACAUGUUGGUGAAAGAAGAGUGCGUUCUUUAGAGGAAGAUGAAGUAAAGGAUGCCAUGAGCAGUCUUUCUGUAGCAGACACCGACGAUCACAGUGACUUAUUACUCGAGGAGGAAAAUGGAUUAAUGGAAAAAAAUAAAGAGGAGAAUGAAGAUACAACACUACAGUCAAUGAAAGAGGAAUCUGAUGAUGAAGAGGACGAGAAGGGCAGCAGAGAACAAAUAGAUAAUAAAUUUGGGACAGAGGUAAAAGAAGAUGAAAAAAUAAUAGAAUUUCCAGAUACAGUGGUAGACAUAACUCAUAUUGGUGGCGAUCAAUUUUCCAUCCGUGCACGAACAGUUUCUACAAUGUCACAGUUAUCUGUGCAGUCUGGUGGAAUGGAAGAGGAUAAUGAAGUUGUAUAUCUUGGAGAUAACCAGCCAGUCAUCAUAAACAGAAAAAUAAAUUCUAAUAAUGAAUUCAAUAAAGGUAAAAAGGGAAGUCGCGCAAAUUCCAAGAUUGCGAAAAGGCAAAUUGAGCAAAAAAGUGUAGAGGAACAGAAGUGUCAUCAAGAUAUAGACAGCAAGGGGAGUGCACCUAAGCGUGGGCAGAGAAGCAAGAUGAAAAAGAUGAAAAAGUAUCGUGAUCAGGAUGAAGAGGAACGCGAAAUGAGAAUGCGCUUGUUGCAGUCUGCAGGCAACAAUACGGAUCAGAAGAAAGGUAAAACUGUCAAGAAAGAUGGUAAAGAAGUAAAGGGAAAAGGCAUAGGCACAAAGCCGAGUGCUAAACCCAGAGCCUGUAACCAGCCCAGGGAGGAAAGUGAGGCACACAUUACACAGCAAGAUCAACUGCACACUGAAGACAUCAUAACCAACAAGGAAGAAAACCAAGAUGAAGAGGAUGAGGAUGAGUCAUCACAGAUUGCAGAUGACCUGAACAUUAUCAAUACAUUAACAGCAAUACCUGUGGCUGAAGAUGAACUACUUUACACCAUUCCUAUGGUUGCUCCAUACACUGCUAUGGCUAACUUCAAGUACAAAGUUAAGCUAACCCCAGGACCUGGAAAAAAGGGAAAGGCCUGCAAGACUGCAGUGGCUCUCUUCUUGGGAGACAAAUCUGCUACUCCUCGGGAGAAAGAAUUACUUCGAGCUGUACGAGAUCAAGACCUGGCAAGAAACCUACCCGGAAAAGUCAAAGUGUCUGCACCGAAUAUUACAAAAAUCAGAAAAUAGUCAAAUGUUUUAUUUCUAAAUUUAAUUUUUGUUUGUGUUUAUAUACAGAAAUUUUAUUAUCUUGUGGCAAUUAAAAACAUAUAGUUUUCUCAUUAA
This is a messenger RNA of Cherax quadricarinatus, 3570 nucleotides long. NCBI's taxonomy places the organism in Eukaryota, Metazoa, Arthropoda, Malacostraca, Decapoda, Parastacidae. The record is from RefSeq and is a predicted model, not a curated record.